Molecule: messenger RNA, 5455 nt
Organism: Alligator sinensis (Chinese alligator)
Lineage: Eukaryota; Metazoa; Chordata; Crocodylia; Alligatoridae
Gene: CDIP1
Product: cell death inducing p53 target 1
Exons: 7
Coding region: 537-1142 (201 amino acids)
Biological process (GO): tumor necrosis factor-mediated signaling pathway; intrinsic apoptotic signaling pathway in response to DNA damage by p53 class mediator
Molecular function (GO): zinc ion binding
Source: RefSeq, a predicted model, not a curated record
CAGGCUGUCCAACUGGUGGUUUCUGGGCUGUAUGCAGCCUGCAAGGAGUUAAAUUGCGGCUUGAGCUCUCAUCUGACUGCUGAUCCAUGCAUUGUGCCAACUGCAACAGCAGUCAGAGUCUUUGGGCUCCCCCCUCCCUCUUCUGGCAGCUGAGCCAUGCAGUGCAGGGAGCUGAGAGUGAGACUGGGCCAAGUGGGUAGGGGAAGGGGGAGAUGUGGAUUAGGACUGUGCAAGGCAAUGGUGGGUGCCAUGUGUGGCCAUGGCUUCCAGGGUUUGUGGUCCCUGGGGGCUUAGCAGGUGGACAGCCCAACUUUAAGCUCCGAUUCCAACACUGCAACCCAGGGCACAUAGACAGCCAAGGCAGGAUGCAACCGAUGCAUGAACCGACAGGCUGGUGGUUGCCCUCAGGGAAUAGAGCUUCAUCAGAUCAAGAAGACUUUCAAGCGACACAGCUUAGACAAGAAUUCUAUUUUCUUAACUCCAUCAAAGCCUCUGAGCUACCCAUUUUUAGGAAGAAGGAAGAACAGUCCUAAGCAAUGUCCAGCAGCCCACCCCCACCCUAUCCUGGGGGUCCCUCAGCACCUCUAAUAGAGGAGAAGGAUGGCCCACCCCCUACUUCAGGUGGAAUUGCCUCUGCUGUCAACCAGCCUCAAGGGACACACACACCACCUUCAGAUUUUGGGCCUCCCCCAUAUGAACCUCCACUCCAGCCUGGGUACAUCCCUCCUCACAUGCCCACAGAAGGCUCUGGGCCCUAUAUGUCCCAUGGUUAUUAUCCGCCCCCGGGACCUCACCCUUCCAUGGGCUAUUACCCUGGUCCAGAGCACUACCCCUCUCCUGAUGGCCACACCGCGACCGUUAUUGUACCAUCAGGGGCUGCUACCACCGUCACUGUGUUGCAAGGGGAAAUAUUUCAAGGUGCCCCUGUGCAGACAGUGUGUCCUCACUGCCAGCAGGCCAUUACUACCAAGAUCACGUAUGAAGUAGGGCUCAUGAACUUCCUCCUCGCCUUCUUCUGCUGCUUUGUUGGAUGUGAUGCGGGCUGCUGCUUUCUCCCGUGUCUGAUAGAUGACUUCAAGGACGUGACACACACCUGCCCCAACUGUAAAGCCUACAUCUACACAUACAAGCGCAUGUGCUAACAGUGCCCCAGGCAGCCAGCAACAUUGUCACCUCCUCCCUGCUGCCGUACCGACCUAUGCGUGCAGAAUGCUCUAUUCUUUCCCCUUUUGGUGGUGUGUGUUUAGUUUCCCUCCAUUUGAAAGAGCUUUGAAUGCCUUUAGAGCUCCAGUGCUCUCACUGACCAUAGGAGCUGCAAGCCCCUGAGAGCUCAUAUGCCGGUAUGAGUGCACAGAGUAGCUAGGCUAGGCUGCACCACAGAGCGCUACGGCACAUGCCUUGCUGUUCCCAGCAGUCUCUCUCGUUCUCACCCUCGUGGCUAUUAUACAGCAAGUUGUAAGUAGGAUUGUGAAUGAGAGGCAUUGUACAGAAGACUUUCCUUCCCUUGUAUAUGCACCCCCCUGGUAGCCACACAGUGGUCUGCUCCUACCUCAUCCCUUGGGACCCUCCAGGAAAGUCACUGUUAGUAGCCUCCGUUAAAGGAGACCAUUAUUGUACAAGGCAGGUAUCAUUUAACUGGCAGCACAUGCAACUGCCAUUCUAAAAGGCUCUUGCCCAGUCACUGUCCUUCUGCCACAUGCAGAUAUCUCCUGUAUUUCCUAGCAUCUGUGAAGGUGCCGUGGGGUGUGCGCUACUCCCUGAGGGGCUGGGAUCGUCUUUAUAUGCUCUGUUCUUGGUCUCUGUGAAAGCAGAGAUGUAAUUUGUUAAGAGUUACAGUUUUAUGCUUUUGAGAUCAUCUGUGAAAGGCAAGGACACCUUUGUGUCUGUCUAUCCGUCCAUCCCUGGGUGGGGCCAAGUCUACCACAGGCAGCAUGAUGCCUCUGCAGGCAGCUUCUGUUGAAUACUUGUGGUCUGCUCCCCUGCCAGGCCUUGCUUGUAGGCUGUUUGCUGACUGGCUGUGAGACAGGCAUGACUUGCUAAAGGCAAAAGUGCUGCCCUCCAUGGGCUAUGCAGCAUGAAAGGGAAGGUUUUAUUUUAGAAACAGUGUUUGCUUAUUUUCUUUACAUCUGCUGCUGAGGAAAGCACAUUUCCUCCUCUAAAGCCUAAUCAGCUCUUUCCUUGCCCUGGGAGGAUGGGAAAAGUAGCAGGUCCACUUACAGAGGGCAGACAGGCCUGGUCAGAGAUGAGGCUUAUUUCUGGUGAAUAGCUUUUGAGUCUUGGAGCCUCUGAGCCCAUUGCUGCAGUGUCUCCUGAGGUUUCAGUCUUCCCUCCAGGGGUGUAGUGGCCCACAUGGUCAUGAAGGGACACAUGGGGCUGCCCCUAGCUGGUGCAUUACAGUGAGAACUAGCUAACCCUGUAUCUGCCAUGUUUUGGGCACAGGGAAAGAUAUAAGCCUUGCUUUGCCCCUUUUAAGAAUCAAACCCUCAGGCACUGUGGCAGAAGUCAGCAGGUACUGGAACUUCAUGCCUGCAAGCGUGGGCUGAGGAGACUUCCUUCUACCCCCACAGAUUUGCACUGCCUGGCUUUGGAAGGGAGCAGCAGCAGCAGGUCUGCUGAAGUCCUGCGUGAUUUAGAAUAUAGGGAACAUUUGGCAUUGGGUAUUGCUGAAGGGCAGUGGGGAACCAUCAUGGGGGUUGUGUUUUCUCUGGAUCUCAGCAUUGGAGGCUAGAUGAACACCUUGCUGGGGUCGUUUCACCCCAGUACUCUUUCCUGCCAUGGCAGGGGGUCGGACUUGAUGAUCUACUCAGGUCCCUUCCAACCCUACCAACUAUGAAACUAUAAAGCAUUUCUUCCCCUUUCCUAUCUUGAGUCUAGUGGAGAAUAAAGGAUAAGGUGAGAAGUUCAGAGGAGGUGGGUUUUCGCAUGAUCCCAUUAACUCGGUGGUAUUUGGUAGGAUCAGGCUGUCAAAGACAUUACUGGAGAUUUAGCUGUCUACUGUGAGAUUUUUUUCCUUUACCUUUAUUCUUCCUCUGUAAACUUUUACCUUAAGUUCAGUGAUGUAGUCUUCAGCCAUUAGCCUUUGCCACCAAGAUCCCUGGUUUCAAGUCUGCAGCCAGUCAUGACUACAGUGGGUGUGAUGAUCUCAUUAGAUGUCUUUGUCUUGUCAAAUCUGUCCACCAGAUUGGCUGUCUUCAGUUAAGAGAACUGUAUUAUAGGAGUAAGGGAUGGGGAGAUGAGUGGACUCCUGAAGAGGCCUCACACUCCCAUCCCAUGAGAGAGCUUGAAUCUUCAUCAUGCUCUGCUCCAGCCAUUCCCAUGGACCCAGAACACGCCUAUUGAAUCUGUGUCAUGUAUUGCAAAGGAAUGUAUAUGGCUGGCUGCAUACACCAGGUCCCUGUCUUAGUUUUCCCCCUGUGCAUGUGGGUUUGUAUCUCUUACCUUGGGUUUUGUGUUCUAUUGACAUAUAACAUGGGGGGAAAUGGGGGUGGCUACUUGUGAAUCACCCUCAACCCACCAUAUUUUACCUAGAGACUGAUGUGCCCUCACUUGCCACAAGAUGGCAGUGUGAUGCAGGUAGCAUGUAAUACCUCAGUGCAGCAAGCUAGAAGUUGGUGUUUGUUUUUUAAUUAAUUUUAUUUAAGCAUACUGUUGUUAAACGGCCAUCAAGUUCUAACUGUAACUUACGUAACAUGAAUUUUCUGCCCUUUGAGCCAAAUUGGGUUUGUGGUAAAACUCUCUGGAGAACCACUGUCCAUGGCUGCAACAUAAUGGGAAGCAAAUGAGCACUAGUUACUCUUUGCUUGCUGUUCUGUGUGUAAGUGCUGGGAAGAGGGAAUGAAGAUUGAAGGAGAAAACCAGCUGGUGCUGUUGAGAAUGAGGAGCACAAGGUGCUUUAGGGAAUCUCAGCUGACUCCCCCUUUUUCAAUAGCUUCUAUUUCAUUUUAGUCCAGCUGAUGAAGUCCUUCCCUAUUAGUGCAUGGCAUCAAAAUACAAUGUGAACUUCUGCUCUGUGAUCAUUUAUAUCCCACUUGCUAAACUGGGUUGGAUGAAUGAAUGUGGGACUGUUGUCCCCCCCGGACCAGCUGAGACUUCUGGGUCAUGAAUUUUGAAACUGGUCACAGCAUGACCCUGGCUCUCAACUGUAAUAGUUAAAGUGUGAUCUGUAUAGAGUCAAAUAUCCAUUUGACACCAGUGGGCGAUGUUUAAUUCCUUGUGGAUUGAUUUUUCCAGAUGUUCUUCAGGGCUUUGUAUGGUGUCAGGAGUGAAUUAUUUUGCGCUCAGAAAAGCAAACUGUCAAUGCUUUUACAUAAUGUUUGUAUAUAAAUAAAAGACAGACCCUGAUCUCACUGCACUGCUUUCAUUGUAAGACCUGCAAGAGAUCUAGAUGAGUUGGGGAAUGGUGGUGAGAUGGCUCUUUUCUAUCUGGGGUAAGGAGUAUGCAAAGUUAGCUCUGGACAGCACUGGCUUUCUGAUAGCUAUUCAGUGGGUUUUGGUCCAGCUAUUGGAGAAUCUUUGGUCAUUGCCAACACGCUGUGAUACUUUUUUGUUGGAAACUAAAGUUUUUUUUUUGGACUUGCCUUGAGGUCUGUGGCACAUUGGCAAGGUGGUGAUCACAUCUUUCGUGGCUGGUUAAGCUAUCUACCAGCUCUGUGGCUCAAGUAAAUCUUUGCUUUCUCACUUUACAUAUACAUUAGGCCCUCCCCACACUAAGGUUGGAAGAAAAACAUGACUCUGCAGACUCCAAUAAUAAAGCAGAUUACAAGAAUAUAGGAUCUUGAGAAAGAGGUGGAAGGGAUUUCACAAGGUGAUCUAGUCCAGCCCCCUGUUCAAGGCAGGAUCAUCCCUGCUAUGCGUCUGUCCAACCUCUUGAAAAUAUCCAGGUAAAAAGAUUCCACAGCUUCUCUAGGGAACCAAUGGUUGACCACCCUCCAUAACCAGAAAGUUCCUUCUAAUCUCCAACCUAAUAUUCCCCUGCUGCAGCUCAAGGCCUCUGCUCCUAGUCCUGUCCCAUAUUCCCAUAGAGAGAAACCCAUCUUCAUCCUCUCUAUAAUCACCCUUCAGGUAUUUGAAGACUGUUAUCAAAUCUCCCUUCAGUCUUAUGUUCUCCAGACUAAACCCUAGCUGCCCAAUAAUUUUUGUUGCUAUCCACUUUGCUCUUUGCAGUCUUUCCUCAUCCUGCUUGAAUUAUUAACACCUGUUAAUACAACCAGUGCCAUUGGCUGCUUUUUGCCCCCCAAAAAAUCACGCAGCUCAUAUUCUGCUUAUGGUCUACUGUAACCCCUAGGUCCUCUGCAGUACUACAGCCUAACCAGUCAUACCCAGACUGUAUUUGUGCAUGCAGGUAUUUCUUCUCAAGCACAGAACUUUGGACGUAUCCUUGUUGAAUUUCAUCUGGUUGAUUGCAGACUACUUUUUCCAGGCUACCCAGUUUAAUAAAUAUUAGUGACUGCUUGGU